This is a messenger RNA of Baudoinia panamericana UAMH 10762, 1734 nucleotides long. RefSeq lists its product as uncharacterized. Gene Ontology annotation, molecular function: transmembrane transporter activity. NCBI's taxonomy places the organism in Eukaryota, Fungi, Ascomycota, Dothideomycetes, Mycosphaerellales, Teratosphaeriaceae. Bases 1 to 1734 code for a protein of 577 amino acids. The transcript is spliced from 4 exons. The record is from RefSeq and is a predicted model, not a curated record. Gene Ontology annotation, biological process: transmembrane transport.
AUGCAGCCGGACGAGAUACAGAAGAGCAACAUUGCUGCCAUGCAUGUCGAGCGUCCGGACGUUCUGGCUAUCGAGCAUGAGGAAGAUGUGAACUACUCCGUCGGCGUGAGGACCAGUCUGGCCAUCAUAGCAUUGGCACUCGCCAACUGCUGUGCAACACUGUCGAACACCACCAACACCAUCAUCAAGUUCCAGGUCAUCGCGGUGGGCGGCGCCGCCGAAGCCAGCUGGAUCGCUAAUGGCAACUUCUUGCUGACGCUGGCUUGCGGACCCAUCUUCGGCUCUCUCGCAGACAGGCUCGGAAAGAAGUGGUUUAUCGUUGGCGGAGCGGCCGUAGGCGUUGCAGGUUCCUUUAUCAGCGCCUCGGGAAAGGACGUCUUUACCAUCAUCGCUGGCAACGUCCUUACCGGAAUCGCCAAUGCAGGCUGCAUAGUCGCGAUUCCAGCCAACCAGGAGAUUAUUCCAAACAGGUUCCGCCCGUACGCCUUCGGCUUCGCGCAGACGGUCAACAGUGCCGCCGCAGUCGCUGGUGUUUUUACGGCUGCAGCCUUUGCGCAAUACUCGACGUGGGCGUGGAGCUACCGUCUCAAUGGUAUUGUGUACGCUGUUUCCGCCUUGUCGGUGCUUGCGUUAUACCAGCCUCCGCCGACAGCAAUCCGGCGUUCAGCCUCGAUACGCGAAAUCCUACUCGGCGUUGACUAUAUCGGCAUGGUCUUGCUGGCUGGUUCGUUCGCAUGCAUUGUGCUUGGUCUCACCUGGGGCGGCACAGCAUACCCCUGGCGUUCGGGGAUCAUCAUUGGAACGCUCACGGGAGGCUGCGCAGGCUUGGUCAUCUUCGGUCUUUUCGAAUGGCUUGUCAAGCGUGAAGGAGCAUUGCUCGAUCGCCGCCUGUUCGGCAGCCCUAACUUUCCAAUUCUGUGUUUUGUCUGCUUGAUUGACGGCAUGUUACUGCUUGGCAUCAACGUGCUGUACGCCCAGGAGAUCGGUGAUCUCUUUGCCAGCCAGGCAGUCCGGAUCGCUGUUAUCCUAUCACCCUUCUUGAUCACAAGCACUGUUGGCUGUCUGCCAGCUGGAUACGCUAUGGGCCGCACGAAGUCGUAUAGGAUACUCCUCGUUGCAUCUCUGCUCUGGUGCAGUCUGUUCACAGGUCUUAUGGGCUUGAUUAACCCAUCUCGCCUUUCAGUCGCUCUCGCGAUGUCCGCCCUAUUCGGAAUCGGCACUGCCGUGACGACAGUUCUUCCGUUGGUCGCGCUUGGCCUUUCAGUGCCCUCCUUCCUCUUGGGGACUGCUGGCACGCUCAGUAUUUCCGCACGAGCACUUGGCGGUAUUGUUGGCGUCACAGUUUUCACUGCAAUCUAUAACAACAAGUACGCCGUCUACAUGCCUCGGGCGGUCAUUACCGCGCUUCAAAACCUACCGGACAGUCAGCAAAUCGUUCCAGCGGUGAUCGGAGCGCUGUCGUCCCCUCUCCCGCCACCGGUGGCUCUUCAAACAGUCCAGCAGUUGCCAGCAAGCAUGAUUGGCCCAGUUCUCGGAGCGAUCUCGGUGGCCUCAGCUAUGGCAUGGAAGUAUGUCUGGAUUGCCAUUGCAUGCGUGGUCCUUGCCGGCGCCUUCAGUAGCUGUUUCCUUAAGCCCGUAAAUGCGGAGAUGAACAGCCAUGUUGAAUCUGCUCUGGAGAAGAGUGUUACCCGUGAAAAGCAGCUUCACGGGAACGAGGCAACUCCGGACCAUUAG